AAAAAAAGAAAAAAAGAAAAAAAAACAAGAAAAGAAAAAAAAACAAUUAAACUUAAUAUAUAUUUCUAUAAAUUUUCUUUGUCUAGCAUGCUCGCGUUUGCGUACGUUGAGAUAACAGUGUAACCAACAGUAUAUUUAAGCGCCAUCUAUUCGAAAUAAUGUUGGUAUGCCUGGCUUGCACAAAUAAAUGUCAAAAUAUUAAAAAAUUCGAUAUAUGUAUUCACUUUGACUAUUUCUUGUUUCUUUUACAAUGAAUAGGUUUGAAUAUGCUAAUCCUCGUCUUCUACCCAACGAAUUAAACGUCAGACGUGAUUUUGGUGUACGUUUGUACGAUGGAGACGUUAAGACACAAUUUGAAGGUGGACAAUUAUAUAUUACGACACAUCGAGCACUUUGGGGAAGACCGGAUGAUAUACCACGAGGUAACACUUGCCUCUCAUUACCAUUAAGAUAUGUAGUUUUCCACGAAGAGGAAUCUCCAGGUCCAUUUUCUUUUAGACGUAACAAUAAAGUUAUUUUACAUCUCUCUGAACCAUCUCCUGAUAAAAUGCCUGGACCAGCGGAGAAUAGUGCCUUUAAUUAUAUUAAAUUAUCAUUCAAAGAGGGUUUGGAUUCAAAUUUUAUAAUAGAAUUAAGAGAUGUACUUAGAAAAAGAACCUGGGAAUCGGAUCCUCCUAUACCAUAUCAAUUAACCGAUAUGAAUAUUCAAAGUUUGCGUAUUACAUCUAAACCAUUGCCACAAAUAAAACCACGAACGGGUAUUAUAGGUAUUGAAAGGAGUCUUCAAGAACAACAAAAGGCAACGGAUGAGAGUAUUUCUAAGGCAUUUCAAGAUCUUAAGAAGCUUAUGGAAAUGGCUAAAGAUAUGGUGGCCAUAUCUAAAACCAUCUCUGCAAAAAUAAGGGAGAGACAAGGAGACAUCACGGAGGAUGAGACUGUUAGAUUUAAAUCUUAUUUGAUGAGUCUAGGUAUCGAUGAUCCUGUAACGAGAGAUGCUUACAAAAGUAGUAAUGAAUAUUUUAAACAAUUAGCUAUGCAGCUUGCAGUUAUUUUAGAAGAACCGAUCAAGGACGUAGGUGGAAUGAUGACAUUGACCGAUGUUUAUUGUCGUGUUAAUCGAGCCAGAGGAUUGGAACUUUUGUCACCGGAAGAUUUAUUAAAUGCUAGUAGACAAUUAGCUUCUUUAAGUUUGCCUAUAGUAUUAAGGAUCUUUGACAGUGGUGUUAUGGUUCUUCAAAUUCGAUCUCACGAUGAUCUUGCAGUUGCUGAUUCUAUAGCAGAUUUAUUACAGGAAAGAGGUUCAAUAACUGCGGAGGAACUUGCACGAUCCGAAGGAAUAUCUGUUUUAUUAGCACGAGAAAGAUUGUUAGUUACGGAAAAACAUGGAAAAGCUUGCAGAGACGAUACGAUAGAAGCAUUAAGAUUUUAUCCAAAUUUAUUUUUAGAACAAAACGCGUAACCCUUAAUCGUUCAUGUAUAUAUAUAUACAUAUAAAUGUAUAUAUAUAUAUGUAUAUAUAUAUUAUCAUUGGCAUCAUGGAAUUACAAGAAAACGCAACCGCCUCUAUUAUUAUUAUUAUUAUUAUUAUUAUCAUUAUUAUCAUUAUUAUCUUAUUCAUUAAGUAUUCGUAUAAUUCUCGUGCCUUUAUAAAUCGUGCACAGUUAAGUCCAAUGCAAUGAUUAAAAAAAAAGAAAGCAAUUUCUAUCGUCCUCGCAGUGCAUACAACGUAGCUUGUUACAAAACGAAGGUAUAUAAUCGUAAAUGUUAUAUUAAAAGAACAAAAGAAAAGAAAAACAAAUGAUAUAUAUAUAUAUAUAGAGAGAGAGAGAGUAAGAGAAAGAGAAAGAGAGAAUAUACAAUUGAAAUCAUUUUUAUGUUAUUUUAUAUUUCAAUCAAUACAAAAUUAUAGAAAUACUACAAGAUUUUCUGCUUCUGAUUCAUUGGUAUCCUAUUUGAUACUAUGCUAAAGAAAAAAAGAGAGAAAGAGAGAUAGAGAGAGAGAGAGGGAGAGAGAGAGAGAGAAGCAGGAACUAACUGGCGUGGCAGGUAUUAACGAGCGUCAUGUAAACACACACAUAACACACAAUACUACGUACAUACAAUAAUACAUACAUACAAUAAUGUAACCUUGAUGAGAUCAGCAAAAUGUCAAGGCUAAAAUGAAAUCUCUUUUUCUCUCUCUCUCUCUCUCUCUCUCUCUCUCACUCUCUUCUUACUGAAAUGUAUAAUUUAUAUAUACGAUAAAAAAAAAAGAAAAAACAAAAAAAAAACGAGUGAAUAUAAUUACAUUGUUUAAUAAUUGAGAAUGCAAGUAUUAUUAAUCUUCCAGUAUGGUUACACAUAGGACGUAUGAUCAUUAAGAAUUUUAUUCUUUUUCUUUCUUUGCUGGUGCCAAUAAUUAAAAAGAAUAUGAUUUUUCUUAACCAGUUAAUUAGCAUGUCGACUAAUGUCAUUCUAUAAAUAUCAUACUCUCCUACAGGUUUUCAUAUAAAAAUAGAAUCCAUUAAAGUCUGUAUCUAUCGCUAUGGUUUAUGCUAAUUGCUUCAUUAUUAUUUUCUCUUAUUCUAUAAGAUUAACGAAUUAUUCUAUGGUGAUAUUAUAAGAGUUUAAUAUCCAUGGAAAUUCUUUUAAAAAGAAAAUUUCCAAUGUAUCCAUUUGUUUUUUUGUAAAUUAUUAUUAUAAACAAAACAAAACAAAAAUAAGAACUAAAUAAGUAUGUGCGCGCCCGUGUAUGUGUAUACACAUAGUAUCAGAAAUAUUCAAUAUUAAUAACAGUAAAAUGAUAAUAUGAAACGUAUGAUCAAUCAUGAAUUGAUUCACAUACGUAGUUUGUGGUUUGCAAUUGACAAAAGAAAACUCUUAUUGGCCGCAAAACACCAAUUACAAGUACAAGUACGUUGACUUUGAAAGUAAGAGUUACACACACACACACACAUACACAUACAUACCAUCGAUAAAUCUGAUCGUUUCGAACAUUCUCACCAGAUGUAUAUGCAUAUAUAUAUAUAUAUAUAUAUAUAUAUAUAUAUAUAUAUAUAUAUAUGCAUAUGCAUGUAUACAUGUUUCCAUACGUUUUCUUAUUUCAUUUGAAUUACUAUAGCAUCCAUAUAUAAUAUUUGCUGAGUCGAGAGAGUAUGGAGUUAGUACUUGGGAUGCCAUAGAGCAUUAAUAUCUAUGUUUUAACGUUACAUCAUCAUCUCGUGACUUUCUACAUCCUCUUUGAUAUAUAACCAAGCUAGAAAAAAUUUCCUCGACAUUUAAUCACGUGAAAGGGAUCUGUCUCUCUCUCUCUCUCUCUCUCUCUCGUUCUCUCUCGUUUUCUCUCUUUCUCUCUCUCUCUCUCUCUCUCUCUCUCUCUCUCUGUCUCUGUAUCUGUCUUGACAUACAAGAUAAAAUAAAAAUUCGUGUUAAAUCUUAUUUUACAAAUUUAGAUGAGUCAAUGAUGGCGAGGAUUGAACAAUCAAAAAAAAAAAAACAAGAAAAAAAAAAAGAGAUUGAUAAUCAAAGUUAGAUAAAAACAUUCAUCUAACUAGUUAUUUAGAAUAUGCUAGUCAUCGAUUAACGAUUAGAAACUAUUAUCGAUUUUAAUCCACUAUACUUCUAUGAAACUAUAAAAAAAAAAAAAAAAAAAAAAAAGAAAAGAGAAACAGAAAUAAAAGAAAUAGUAACUUUUACUGAUGCGUGUUAAUAAAAUAAUAGAUCUAGUGAUACGAUUUGAUUGAAGUGAAAAUUUUGAUUUUUUUUUUUUUUUCUUUUUGUCUUUCUUUCUUUCUUUUUCUUAAGUUCAAUUCUAACAAUAAGCUAUCUAAAUAGCUUUGACAAAAGUUUCCGAAACAAAUCUCUUCCUUUUGCUUGGGUAAUUCUCUUUCACAUGCUCUUCCUGUUUUCCCUGUCUUUUCUCGGGACAUUGCACGGCGAUUAGACUUUGCAAAAACGUUACGUGGAAUUACGUAAAGUCAUUUCCAUGAGUUUCAGAGCGUAUUGGCUGUCUAAUCGGGACGAACCGUUACUUUGAUUAGUUUCCCACUUCCUUUGGCGUAUACGCAUAAGAGGACUAAGGAACCACAACACAUACGUUUGCCCAUACAACUUUUUCUUUUCUUUUUUUUUUUUUUUUUUUUUUACAUGACUAAGUUUCUUCUAUAGAUCGUUAAAAAAACAAAUGCAUAAAAGGUCUCUGAAUAUAUCUUUUGAACGAUAAUUAUCACCGAUAGAUAUGACUUAAUUAUAAAGUAUUCUAUGGAAAAAAAAAAAAAAAAAAAAAAAAGAGGAAAGAAAAAAUAAACCAUCUCAGUCAUUUCCUGCAACAAAACUUUUUCUUUUCUUUUCUUCUUUUCUUCUUUUUUUUUUUUUUUUUUUUUUUCCAUACAAAAUGCAUAUGAUUGUAUCAUAAAGAUGCAAUUGCAAACCGUUAACUAUUCUCGUUGCACGUAUAAACGCACGAGUUUCCAUGUAUACAUUUGUUAAUUAAUUAAUCAUCUAAAUAUAUUAUCGUGGGUAAAAUCAGUAAAGGGUAAAAGAAAGGAAGAAACGAUAACGAUUAUGGGAUCAUUAAACUUGGAAUUUCUUUAUUCAAGCACGCAUCGGAAUAAAUAAUAAAUAAUUAAUAAAUCAAUCAAUCAAUCAAUUAAUUAAUUAAUCUUAAGAUUUUUUAUUUAUACGAUAUAGCACGUAACAUUUUGUCUUUUAACUAUACGAAAAAAAAAAAAGAUACUAUCAAUAGAUUCUUAUGAAGUAUCUACGAAUCCUCAACAUUGUCGAACAAUACUUAGCGCAUCUGGUUAGCAUUUGCGUUUUGUGACAGCAAAAGUUGUGCGCUCUACAAGGCACAUGCAACCUGCUUUUGUGGAUAAUGUUCUACCACACAACGGGUGAUCUCUUAUCAAUUUGACGAAUCGAUGAUAAAAAUUAAAUGAAAUCAUUAAGCAAUGAAAUGUUUGACCUUUGACAAAUGAGAAAAUUACGAAAGUCACGCGACGUGUUUUCUAUAAAUAGAAAAAGUAGGAAAAGAUUUAACGUCGUUUAUAUUUAUGAAUUAUGUAUGAUCGUUGAAAAACGAUAAAUCCUUCUGACGUGAUGGUUUAUAAGCAAGUGAAAAUGAUCAAUUUCGAUCAGACCUUCAUAUAAGAUUGAUAAUAAGUAGAAUUCGCUUUGUUCGAUCAGACUUUAUCUUUAAAGUCACCGGAUAAUAGGGGGCGGGGAGGGGGGAAGGAAUGAAUCAAAGUAGAAAUAGUCUAUUCAUGAUCAGACAUUAUCAUAAGGUAAAAAGAUCUUUAUUAAUAGAAAUAUUAAUAGAAUAAUUUAAAUGUUUUUCAUUCGUCGUAAAGAUCGAAGAAAUCAAAGAGAAAUCGAGUUCACGAAUGUAAUAUGUGAAAGAUGAUCAAAUAAAAAAAAAUUAUCGACUAGAAA
Vespa velutina is the source of this 5409-nucleotide messenger RNA. RefSeq names its product vacuolar protein-sorting-associated protein 36 (gene Vps36). The record is from RefSeq and is a predicted model, not a curated record. Bases 251 to 1459 code for a protein of 402 amino acids. The transcript has 6 exons. Gene Ontology annotation, biological process: protein transport to vacuole involved in ubiquitin-dependent protein catabolic process via the multivesicular body sorting pathway. Gene Ontology annotation, molecular function: phosphatidylinositol-3-phosphate binding; ubiquitin binding. Gene Ontology annotation, cellular component: ESCRT II complex; late endosome membrane. NCBI's taxonomy places the organism in Eukaryota, Metazoa, Arthropoda, Insecta, Hymenoptera, Vespidae.